Cryphonectria parasitica EP155 is the source of this 1473-nucleotide messenger RNA. RefSeq names its product Creatinase/aminopeptidase. Lineage: Eukaryota; Fungi; Ascomycota; Sordariomycetes; Diaporthales; Cryphonectriaceae. The transcript has 5 exons. The record is from RefSeq and is a predicted model, not a curated record. Bases 1 to 1473 code for a protein of 490 amino acids. Gene Ontology annotation, molecular function: manganese ion binding; metalloaminopeptidase activity.
AUGGACAAGGUUAAUGCCCAGCUGGUCGACAUCGACGAGUUUGACGCCAUCUCGAUCGAGAUACAACUUGGAGAAUCUAAGAAGCAUAUGUCUUCUGAGUCUCGAAACUUCGACAAGUACCCAGCGAAGCUUCAUGCGCACAAGGUUAGACACAAUCUAGGCGUGUCGUGUGGUCUCGUCUACCUGCCGGGUCAAGUCUCAACAGAGUGGGAGGACACCGAUGGAGAGGCACCUUUCCGGCAGCACAGAUAUGCCUUCUAUCUCUCUGGCGCAAAUUUUCCCGGUGUUGUUGUGACCUACGAUAUUGGCAGGGACAAUCUCAUCCUAUGGGUCCCCGUGCGAGCACCAGCGCGGGUAAUCUGGGUCGGCGCCCUGCCUAGCAUCGAAGAGUGCGCUGCGCGUUACGAUGUCGACGCCGUCAGGGACAUUAAGGGCCUCCAGACCUAUCUCUGUGGUCUGCUCAACCCUCAACACAACCCGCCAACUCUUUAUGUUUUACACGAGAGCCAGCAGCCGGACCUCAGCCAGGAGCGCUGCCGCAACGGCAGUGACUUCCAGCUCGAUGCAAAACGGCUCCAGCCUGCGAUGGACAUCUCACGCUCUGUCAAGACGCCAUACGAGAUUGCGCAAAUCCGAAAGGCCGUCGAUAUAUCCUCUGAAGCUCACCGGGCUGUCCAGCAGUCGAUCAAGACCCUGUCCAGCGAGGCCCAGGUCGAAAAUGUGUUCGUCUCGAAAUGUCGCGAACUGGGAGCCAAAAAGCAGGCCUACCCGCCUAUCGCCGGUUCGGGCCCGAAUGCAGCCGUGCUUCACUACACCGCCAAUAACCAAGAUUUCGGGGACCGCCAGUUGAUGGUGCUUGAUGCCAGCGCCGAGUUCAACUGUUAUGCGAGCGAUGUCACACGAACAUUCCCCCUGAACGGAAAGUUCUCCGACGAGGCAAAAAGAGUCUAUCAGAUUGUUGCCGAUAUGCAAGAAACUUGUAUCUCGAUGAUCAGGCCCGGAGCGAGCUGGCGAGAGAUCUCUUUGAAGGCUAGGGAUGUGGCCUAUCGUGGACUUCUGAGCAUAGGGCUUCUGCAGCCUGGGAGAAUGGGUCAGUCUCCUGACCCCAUGGCGGUCAGCCUCUUCUUCAUGCACGGGCUGGGUCACCUCAUCGGCCUGGAUACCCACGACGUCAUCGAAGGCGUACGGAGCUGGGAGCAACUGGCCCCCCUACCCACGCCGCCACUACUGAAGGAUAUGGUGAUCACUUGCGAGCCUGGCCUCUACUUUAACAGGGCAUACAUCGAGGCCGCCUUGACCAACCAGCCGGAAAUGGAACAGUAUAUCAACAAGACGGUGCUGGAAAAAUACUACCUGGUCUGCGGCUGUCGGAUCGAGGACUGCAUACUUGUCACCCAGGAUGGGUAUGAGAAUCUGACAAGCGCACCCAAGGGUGAAGAGAUGAUCAAGUUCAUUAACGGAGAGAAAUCAUAG